UCGAAUCACCCCAAGGCACAGUUAAUCUACAGUUCGUUACUCUGAUAACACGCACGUUUAAGAAAAUUGCACAUUUCGCUGUUCAGUUUUUAGAGGAAAAAUGUCUGUUGAGAAAAUGAAAUUGUCAACAAAAACCCAAGAAUCGGACAUACAUGCAAUUUCUAGGAAACACGAAUCCACCGAAAACUCUGAGGAUGAAAAGUCAGACAAGAAGAUGGUACUUUCUAAGAAUUCGGCAACAGUAAUUGAUAUCGUCUCGAAUAUUUUAAAUUCUGAUGAAAUCUCUGACACGAUUGAAAUAAUAGAAAAGUCCAUAUCAGAAAAAGACCAGAAUUUGCACAAAGGAGAGGUUCAAACAAAGGAUCAAAAAAGAAAAGCCAAAUCGUGCCAAAAAAUGGCGAAAAAGACAGUGAACGAGUUUCGGACAGUAAAAAGCAUGCUGUCGGAGAUGCGAAAGAACAAUCAAGCGUUGGAUAAAAAGCUAUCAUUAGAGAAAAUGUGCCAACUGCUGGAAAAAAUGAGUCUUCAGGAUAGCGAUGCGGGAGAAUUAUCCUACAUUUCCGCACUUCGAGAACUUGCAUUGGAAAGGGACAUCAUAAUAAAAAAAUUGCAAAAACUUAAAAGGAAGUCUUACAUGUCAGAAGGAGAAAUUAUUGCGAAAGUGACGAUCAUGUCCUUCUAUGGUUUUGAGAAAAUCUUAAAAUUUCUUGGAAUUUUCAUCAAGCGCUUUCUACAAAGGGGGAAAAAGUAAAAUAUAAUUCUUCCCGAAGCUCAGCAUUUAGAAGAAUUCGUUAUCAUAAUGCGAGUGAUUUACGAAAAGAUGUAGAAACUUGAGAGGGAUCAAAAGUCGAAUUUCUUGCAAAAAUUGCAAUCAACUUGAAAAAGGCUUCAGAUUCCUUCAUAUUCAUAUCAACUUCUAAAACAUACCGGUAACUUAGGAGUGUAUAAUAUAAUAUAAUCCCUUAAAUUUAGGUUUUUGGAGAUUAUAGAAUUUAAGUUAUUCAAAUAAUUACGAUAGUCCAAUGAACUUUCAAAAGUGUUAUUUUCUUAAGGGAAAAUAUGACUAUUGCUGUGUCUGAAACUCUUUUCUAUUUUCUAUUUUUUGUGGUUAAUUUAUGUGUCGUGAACAAAUGUGAUGUUACCAUAACAAAGUUCGAAAAGAAAGUAUGUCUUUGGAAAAAGAAAUGUGUAAUUCGAGAAAAUUAAUAUGUAAGGUUUGAGAGCGUGGAUGUCGCUAUAACAAAGUUAAAGCAAGAAAUCACGUUAAUUAAAAUAAUUAUGUUGUUAGUAUAUAAAAAUGUGAUGUAAGUUCUAGAAAACUGUGAAUGUCACCAUAACAAUGUUAAAUGAAAUAAAACAAAUGUAAUUGUUAAAAAAAACAAAGGUGGAAAAUACAUGUAUAGAAAAAGA
Molecule: messenger RNA, 1410 nt
Organism: Belonocnema kinseyi
Lineage: Eukaryota; Metazoa; Arthropoda; Insecta; Hymenoptera; Cynipidae
Exons: 8
Coding region: 101-751 (216 amino acids)
Source: RefSeq, a predicted model, not a curated record